AUGGAGAACAACUCCCCGACGUUCGCCACCUCGGGCGACCCCUGCCUCGACUUCUUCUUCCACGUCGUCCCCGGCACCCCGGCCGACACCGUGUCGUCCCUCAUCGCCAGCGCCUGGGCCGCCGAGCCGGCCACCGCGCUCCGCCUCGCCUGCAACCUCCGCGCCGUGCGCGGCACCGGCAAGUCGGACCGGGAGGGGUUCUACGCCGCCGCGCUCUGGAUGCACGGCUCCCACCCCGCCACGCUCGCCCUCAACGCGUGCCCCGUCGCCGAGUUCGGGUACCUCAAGGACCUCCCCGAGAUCCUCCACCGCAUCAUCCACGGCGGCGCCUCCACCAGGACCCCGGGGAAGCAGGAGGUGCCGGAGCUCGAGCGCCGCGAGAAGAAACGCACGAUGAAGGCGUGCGUUGCUGCUAGCCAGAAGCGUGAUCUGGAGGAGGCCGCCCAGGCCACCGUCGAGCGCCGGAAGAAGCGCGCGGACACCGCGGCGACGGCCGUCGAGAGGUACGGCCGGGACCAGAACUACCGCCUCCUGCACGACAUGACGGCAGAGAUGUUCGCCGACCUCCUCGCCGAGGACAUGAAGAAGCUCUCGGAGGGCAACAUCAACCUCUCGCUGGCCGGGAAAUGGUGCCCGUCGGUGGACAGCAGCUACGACCGCUCCACGCUGAUCUGCGAGGCCAUCGCGCGCCGCCUCUUCCCCAAGUGUUCGGCGCCGGACCUGGCAGAGGACCUGCCGGACGCGCACUACGCCUAUCGCGCGCGGGAGCGCCUCCGUAAGGAGGCGUACGUGCCGCUGCGCCAUGCCCUCGAGCUCCCCGAGACCUUCAUGUCGGCGGGCGAGUGGGGGGAAGUGGUGUACACGCGCGUGGCGUCCGUGGCCAUGAAGAACUACAAGGACCAGUUCGCCUAUUACGACCAAGAGCGCUUCAGCGGCUACCUCGCCGACGUCAAGUCGGGCAAGAAGAAGAUCGCGGCGGGCGCCCUGCUGCCGCACAAGAUCCUGGAGUCGGCCGUCGACGGCGAGGACGCGGUCGCCGACCUGCAGUGGAAGCGCAUGGUGGACGACCUGCUGGCGCUGGGCAAGCUCAACAACUGCCUCGCCGUGUGCGACGUGUCGGGCAGCAUGCACGGCGUCCCCAUGGACGCCUGCGUCGCGCUCGGGCUCCUCCUCUCCGAGCUCUGCGACGAGCCGUGGCGCCACCGCGUGGUCACCUUCAGCGCGGCGCCGGAGCUGCACCGCAUCCGCGGCGAGACCCUGUCGGAGAAGGCGGAGUUCAUCCGCGAGAUGGAGUGGGGCAUGAACACCGACUUGCAGGCCGUGUUCGACCAGCUCCUGCGCGUGGCUGUCGCCGGCAACCUGCCGCCCGAGAGCAUGGUGAGGAAGGUGUUCGUGUUCAGCGACAUGGAGUUCGACGAGGCGUCAUCGAGGCCGUGGGAGACGGACUACGAGGCGAUCACGAGGAAGUACGCCGAGGCCGGGUACGGCGACGCCGUGCCGCAGGUGGUGUUCUGGAACCUGCGGGGCUCGCGGUCGGUGCCGGUGACGGCGGAGCAGAAGGGGGUGGCGCUGGUGAGCGGCUUCUCCAAGAACAUGCUCAAGCUGUUCCUCGGCGGCGACUACACCCCGUCGCCCAGGGCCGUCAUGGACAAGGCCCGGCCCAUGUACGAGAAGCUCGUAGUGUUCGACUGA
Messenger RNA from Triticum turgidum subsp. durum (durum wheat), 1692 nucleotides. Lineage: Eukaryota; Viridiplantae; Streptophyta; Magnoliopsida; Poales; Poaceae. The record is from the annotation of a GenBank genome assembly.